AUGGAGAUCAUGACCAUGACGAUCACGAUCGCGAUCACGGCCACGACCACGAGAAUCAUAACCAUGAUAGCCAUCACCAUGGACAAGGCGGUGACUGCUGUGCAGACUCAGCAAGCAUUUCCUCGUCCUCAACAUGCUGCGGCGACCAAGAGCGCUGCGACGGUGAAGAAGUGUGUUGAGGCCGUCGCAGCACUUGAAUGCGUCAAGGCCUGCGAAGAAGACCCAGGCCACGAUGAAUCAUCAGGUCACCCUCACCAACAUGGCGCGAGCGGCCACGACUCCGACACAGCCUGCAGCACUCAUCUCCAGGCCGCCUUCGACAAAUACAGCAGCUACCUCGAACAGCUCCGCUGUAUCUGCCGCAGUGCCGUCGACAAUGGCGCGACCUCGUUCCAGACCUGCUGCAACAAGCCCAAGUUGAAGAAGAACCAACACCACAACAAGCCGAAGAAAGAUAUCGAUAUACCUAUUUACAAGCCCUCGGGCGCCACCGGUAUCAAGAAGGUCGACGUCGAGAAGGAUGGAAAUACAGAGCCCGUCAGCUUCCUAGUCAGCGGAAUGGACUGCACCAGCUGCGCCGAUAAGCUCAUGCGGAUAUUCAACACCAUGGCCGGCGUCUCCCAGGCCCGCGUGAACUUUGUCGUGGGCAGCGGCGAGUUCACCGUCGACACAUCCGUCACCAGCGCCGACGAAGUCAUCGCUUUUGCCAGCAGCGUCAGCGGCUUCAACCUGAGCAAGGUGAUCGGCGGCAACUAUUUCCUCGACAUCCUGGCUCCCCCGGCCGAGGCGAAGAAGAUGGCAGCCGAGUCGCUACCAGGAGUUCUCGACGUGCAGUCGCUCGACAAGUCCACGGUCCGUCUAGCCUACGACCCGGCCAUCAUCGGGGCGCGGGACCUAUUCGCACGAGUCGAGGAUCGAUGCCGCGGGUUGGCUCAGCAGCAAAGCGAUCCCCAGCUCGUGAACAGUCGUCGCAGACUGUGGGACCAACUCAUCAAGGCUGGUUUGGCUGCAAUCUUCACCAUCCCCGUCGCUGUUGUAGCCUGGAGCGAAGAUCUCGUGUCUGAGAGGGCCGAGGCCAUCAUCGGCUUGACGCUCGGCACUGUUGUCCAGUGCAUUGCCAUUCCCGAGUUUUAUCGCCCGGCCCUCUCUGCGCUUUGGUAUAGUCGAGCGGUUGAGAUGGACAUGUUGGUCGUCAUGAGCAUCACCGCUGCGUAUGUCUACUCCGUUAUAGCGUUUGGGUUUGGGAUGGCGGGCAAACCGCUCGACGAGGGCCAGUUCUUCGAGACCAGCACAAUGCUGAUCACAUUGAUUCUUCUCGGCCGCCUCAUUGCCGCCUUUGCGCGAGUUCAGGCCGUCACUGCCGUGUCGCUCCGAUCCAAACAGCAGAAUGUUGCCGUGCUUGUUGAGAAGGGCAGCGAUCGAGAGAUUGAUGCCCGGCUACUCCAUUACGGCGACAGGUUCAGGGUCCUGCCACAUACUCGAGUACCUACGGAUGGCGUAGUUGUCUCAGGAACUACAGAGGUGGAUGAGUCUAUGUUGACAGGAGAGCCGCUGCCAGUCCCCAAGAAAGUCAACGAUGCAAUAAUCGCAGGUACCAUGAAUGGCGAUGGGUCUGUCGUUGUCCAGCUUACUCGCCUUCCAGGGAAGAACACAGUCACAGACAUUGCCCAGCUGGUCGAAGACGCCGCCAACUCCAAGCCCAAGCUGCAAGACCUGGCCGACAAGGUCGCUGGCUGGUUCGUUCCUGUAAUGGCCAUCGUCGCCCUUCUCGUCUUCGUGAUCUGGAUUGGUUGUGGAUUAGGAGUCCUGAGAUACAGCAGCGGUAAAGCAGCCGGCAACGCAGUGGCAUAUGCCGUGGCCACCCUCGCUGUUGCCUGCCCUUGCGCCCUCGGUCUGGCCGUACCCAUGGUCUUGGUUGUUGCGGGCGGUAUUGCGGCAAAGGGAGGCGUCAUCAUCAAGUCUGCGGAGACUACCGAACGAGCACGCAAGGUCACCGAUGUAGUGUUUGACAAGACCGGCACCAUCACGGAAGGAGACCUCGCCGUCGUGGAAGAGGUUGUGCUGAGUGGCGACCACUCCUUCAAUGCUUCUCUCGCUAAAGCCCUGGUGGCUGGAGGAAAGCACCCCGUAUCUGCGGCAGUUGAUAAAUAUCUUGACGGGCAGGCUGCCGAGGCCAUGGCCGGUGUAUGCAACGUCAGGGUCGUUCCCGGUGCUGGGAUUGAGGCAGAGUACGAGGGAAAUCGUCUACGGGCAGGGAACACCCGAUGGACCAGCGCCAGUGAUGUGGCAGAGGUAACACGUCUUCAAGACGCUGGUCUUACUGUGCUCGUCGUCACCUACAAUUCUGUCCCGGCUAUUGCUUUUGGAUUGAGUGUCCAGAUUCGACCCGAGGCCCAGCGUGUUAUUGCCGAGCUCAAGGCCCGUAACAUCACUGUCCAUCUUGUCUCUGGGGACCAAAAGAGGGCUGUUCAGGAUGUGGCCGCCUCAGUUGGCAUCCCCCGGGAGAACGCAGUUGGCGAAUACACCCCACCGGAGAAGCGCGACUAUGUUGCUGCUCUAAUGGGGGAUGAGGGCAGAUAUGUCAUGUUCUGUGGAGAUGGAACGAAUGAUGCUGUCGCUGUCGCGCAAGCCAACCUUGGGGCUCAGAUUGGUGGCAGCCUCACAAGUAGCGAUGUGACCCAGGGUGCAGCCGACGUGGUUCUGUUGAAUGGUCUUGAGGGCAUCCCUUUCCUUCUUAACGUCAGCCAGGCUUCGUUCCACCGCAUGUACUUCAACUUUGUUUGGUCUGCUAUUUACAACGUUCUGGCCGUCACGAUGGCAAGCGGCGCCUGGGUCAAGUUCCGUAUCCCUCCCCGAUACGCUGGUCUGGGAGAAAUGGUGAGUGUUGUUCCAGUUAUCCUGGCGGCAGUGUCCAUGUUCCUCUUGAACCUCAAGCACAAAGUUAGCAAGUGA
Clonostachys byssicola is the source of this 2952-nucleotide messenger RNA. Lineage: Eukaryota; Fungi; Ascomycota; Sordariomycetes; Hypocreales; Bionectriaceae. The record is from the annotation of a GenBank genome assembly.